UGGGUGUUUCUGUGUUUCUAUUCCAAUAGUGCUUUUGAUAGUAUCAGAGAUCGAAGAAGAAGAAGAAGAUGAAGAAGUACUUGGAGCUUCGAGAACAAAGACCAGAUUCACCUGAAAGCCUUUGUUUGCCAACACAUGCUUCUGCUUCUCAAGAGACUAUCGAUCACAUCCAGGUGGGCUCGUUCUAUGAGUUAGACCACUCAAAGCUUCCUCAUACUGCCCCAGAACACAUCAAGUCCAUUCGGGUCGUCAUGGUUGAUGAGAAGUCUCUGUUUAAGGUCUCGGUGAGGUUUCCGAGCCUAGACUCACUCCAUACCCAUCUGAAUGAGGAGAGCUACAAAAACCCAGACGGGUCGUCGUUCCUUCCUGCUUCCGACGAAAGCUACUCUAUGACUCCAGAAAUGGCGUCGGAUGUGCUUUACCGGAGAGUCCCACAUCAGAAGAUAGCAGAGGAGAGCCGGAUGUGGAGCUUUUGGGCCGGACGGCGUCGUUUCGUGACACGGAGAAGUGCUUCGCCGUGUUGCUUGUCGGAGAUUAAGCUCAGUGGGAUGGUGCAAUGGGGUAAGCGCAAACUGGUGCGGUGUGUUACUAAUCAUGAGACGGCGGCGAAUUCUGACCAUGAACAAGUAGAGAAGGAGGAACCGAUGGUGGAUGAUGUGAAGGAGCCUUGCUAUGAGUUUAGGAAGAGAAAUCAGAUACAAAUGAAGCAGAAAAUAGCGAAGCGUCGAAAGCAGAGCCAUCAGAUUGUGGUUUAUGAUCAGACCCGCCAGAAGCAAAUGGUGGAAGGCACAAUUGAGAGAUGGAGUGCUAAGAGGUACAAGGCAGCUGAAGAAAACAUACUUAAGGUGAUGAAGGCCAAAGGUGCCUGUGCUGAGAAACCAAUCCGGAGAGCACCACUGAGGGCUGAGGCUCGGAAGCUAAUUGGGGAUACCGGUUUGAUAGACCAUUUGUUGAAGCAUAUGGCUGAGAGGGUAGCUCCGGGUGGUGUCGACCGGUUUCGGAGAAGGCACAAUGCUGAUGGAGCACUUGAGUAUUGGUUGGAGAAUGCUGAUUUGAUGAGGAUUAGGGAGGAGGCUGGGAUUAAGGAUCCUUAUUGGACUCCACCGCCUGGGUGGAAGAUUGGGGAUAACCCUACUCAGGAUCCUAUUUGUGUGAGGAUGUUCAAGGAGAUUUGGGAAGAGAUAGCCAAUGUGAAAAGGGAGAGGGAGUUCCAACAGCAGCACGAGGAUAUGGCAGUGGGGACUGCCUCAAACUCUUCUCUGACAACACUGGAUCAGGUUAAACCUUACAGUUCAGUAAUCAAUGGCAAGGACAAAUACACAGAGCUAGCUGUUAAAAAGUCUAGGAUUGAAGAACAAAUGCUGCAACUUUCUCAAUCUUUCUCGGGCAUUGAGGAAGAAAUGAACUCAUUGCUGGAAGAAAUGAGAGUGCUGAAACCAACCAUGGAAGAAUCAGUACGCUUGUACUCAGGAACAGCUGGUGUACCAAUGCUUAUACCGGAUGACGAAGCAGGGACAAAGGAUAAGAUGCGAUCAAGAGACAAGGUGGACAGGGCAGCAAAGAUAGAAAGGCUGAGGAGUAGCUUUAGGAUUUGCGAGCCACAAGGAACAUUUCUGUGGCCAGACAUGAGCAUGUCUCCAAAGGGUAUGGUUCAGCACAAUGACUCUUUUUUGGUCCCAACUCCUCCCUCAGUUUCCUCUUCCAACAAGUCGGCAACCUGCCUAGUCCUGUCGCACUCCCCAUUGAAGCCAUUGGCUGAGAGACGUGCACUCAACAUAAGCACUUUGAGCAAUGUGAUCAAACCAGCUGAGCAGACAAAUCCCCAGCUUCAGCUGGCCAACUCUACCAGGAUCGGUGACACCCUGGAUAUCAACCUCAAUGAGUUCCCUGAGUCCUACAACAAUCACUACUGCAAUUAUUGGGACUCCAACUUACCAGAGAAAGCAUCAAGAUAUGGUGAAGGUCAAAAGGAACACGACAGAUCCAGGGAAGGGUGCUGAAAAGAUGGCAGAUGAGUUGUUGGGGUUCACUGAUUUUCAGAUGUUUUGAUGAGUCUUUGAGAUUCUUGGCGAUGCCAUUUUGAGAACAUUAUGACAUCAACUUGUUAUGUCGCUAAUUCACAAAAGGCGUGCUCUUCAUCUUUCACUUCUAGACUUCUAGUACUUGAAGCAAAAGCAAAUGGUAGGUAACUCUGGUAUCUCCUACUCCUUUUUUGGAUACCGGAGAAGCUAAAUUAUAUAGUCGGAACUAGGAUAUGCUCGAGCAAUAAGUGUAUUUACAUUGAAUCAUUAGAGAGUACUUUACUUUAUACUUCUAAGUUCUAAAUGCUUCUUUUAUUUCUCAUAAGGUUGACCUCUAAGGUAUUAUUAAAUAGGAAGCUCAAUUGUUUUCUGGAUUUUGGCCUAAAGGGAAGUGUUAGCAAAUGAAGCGUGUUUGAUGAACAUGAUGAAGUUCAUUGAUAUGAAUGUAUAAAGUCUGUUU
This is a messenger RNA of Argentina anserina (silverweed cinquefoil), 2481 nucleotides long. Its product is annotated as protein DYAD. The transcript is spliced from 8 exons. Gene Ontology annotation, biological process: meiotic cell cycle; reciprocal meiotic recombination; meiotic sister chromatid cohesion. The record is from RefSeq and is a predicted model, not a curated record. The coding region runs from base 69 to 2000 and encodes 643 amino acids. NCBI's taxonomy places the organism in Eukaryota, Viridiplantae, Streptophyta, Magnoliopsida, Rosales, Rosaceae.